Frankliniella occidentalis (western flower thrips) is the source of this 722-nucleotide messenger RNA. RefSeq lists its product as uncharacterized. The coding region runs from base 79 to 696 and encodes 205 amino acids. The record is from RefSeq and is a predicted model, not a curated record. The transcript is spliced from 4 exons. Lineage: Eukaryota; Metazoa; Arthropoda; Insecta; Thysanoptera; Thripidae.
GUACCGGGCCGUGUUCUAUGGGACAUGCGAGGACGGGCGCGCCGGUCCUAGUGGACCCGCGCGAGCCGCGAGCUCAGCAUGAGCAUUGCGGCGCUGGCCGUCCUCGUCUUCUGCGUCGUCGUGCCCGCAGUGUUCGCCCUCACCACGAUGCGUUCCUCCAUCAAUUCCUACGCCGGCCCGUUCACCAUUCUGUUCAAAGAGGCGACCCAGUGCCCCGAAGGCACCGUCACCCCGGGCCGCUUGGUGGCCAACCUGACGGGCGCCCUCCACCACUCGAAGUUCACCAAGGCCGCGGUGUUCGACGGGCUGGCCCUCGUGACGAGGGACGUCGACUUCGGCGACCUCGGGCUCAAAGUCGCCGUCGCCAAGUGGGACAGCGUCGCCGGCUGGAGGGAGAACUUCUUCCGCAUGGACGGCGGCGAGUACUGCAACGUGAUGGUCUCCAUCGGGAGGGACGCCGCCUCGGUGGUGAACCGCAACAACCCCAAGUUCCCCAAGAGCUGCCCGAUCCCCAAAGGUACGUACAUUUUCCACAAUCUGAGCACCGAGCUUCUACAACGCUGGGAACACUUUCCAGUCUUCCCCUACGGCCGGUUCAGAGGAGACAUGAUUUUUUAUGAUUUGAAAUCCAAGCAAAACAUAGUCGGAUGUUUCAGAGGGGUCAGCGAUAUUGUUCCGAAAGUGAAAAAAAGUUGAUAAUAAAGUUUAAGGAGCGCAGCGUC